This is a messenger RNA of Solea senegalensis (Senegalese sole), 9998 nucleotides long. Its product is annotated as microtubule-associated protein 4-like. The transcript is spliced from 16 exons. Lineage: Eukaryota; Metazoa; Chordata; Actinopteri; Pleuronectiformes; Soleidae. Gene Ontology annotation, molecular function: microtubule binding. Gene Ontology annotation, biological process: neuron projection development; microtubule cytoskeleton organization. Gene Ontology annotation, cellular component: neuron projection. The record is from RefSeq and is a predicted model, not a curated record. Bases 166 to 3333 code for a protein of 1055 amino acids.
UCUGCUUGGUAAAGCAGGGAAAGGUGGAGAGAGAGAAAUCUUUUUUUUUCCCUUCACCAUCACUUUCUCUGACUGUCACACACGUACACACACACAGACACACACACUUACUUAAACACACACACUCAGUGAGCGGAACGGGACGCAGUCAAACGUAACAGGACUAUGGACCUGAGCCUGCGAGAUGCUCUGGGUGGGGGUGGAGGUGGGGUCCCAGGCGGGGCCCCUGCUGAGGCUGUGCUGAAGAGAGACUUCAUGGCCUCGCUGGAGAAAGAGAAAUACGACGAUAAAGUGGGAGAGACGGUCACUAAGAGUGAUUACCGACCCUUGAUUGAUGGAAAGGACACCAAGAGCGGUCCGGGGAUUAUGUCAUCGAUGAUGUCGUCAGGCGGAUACCAAGACAAACCAGGGCAACCUCCAUUCACUUCUGGCAACCUGUCUGGCUUCUCUCAGUCUGCGCUGGGAGGGACUAUGGGGUCCGGGGUGCCACCGUUCCAGACCAGCAUGAGCUCUAACCCUUUCAGCCAAUCUGGGAUCGGUUCAGCUAUGGACACCCAGAAGACUUCAGGCCUGUUUGGUGUGGAAAACAAAACCACCACUAACACCAGUGGAAGCAGUCCAUUUAAGACCAGUGAUCCAUUUUCCUCCAGUGGCCCAGGGAUCCACACCACAGAUUAUUCUGCAGCUCCUGUUCUCUCUCCCAGCGGCUCAAUUGAUGACAUCAGUCCCUCGUCCUCCGCCUCUGACGACAGCACCGAGAGAGUAGGGGGUGAGCAGAGACGGCGCAAGAAGAGGAGGAAGAGCCAUGAUGAGGUCUAUGACUUCUUGGAUAGCCAAGAGAAGAACAUCAGCCAGUCAGAGAAGGGUGGGCAGGGGGGAGUGGACAAUGAAGAGGAGGAGGAAGAGGAGGAGAACUGGGAGUGGGAGAUCAGGGAGAGUGGAGUUGGGGGAAGAGUAAAAGGCAAGAAGACCAAGACCCGUGCAAGACUUCCAAAGGAGUGGGGUGCACCACAGCAACCUAUAUCUCCUACACCUGCUUCCAUCGCUCCUACCUGGGCUACACCUGGUCCAAACUCCAACCCCAGCCCUGUGUUGACCUCUGCCUCUGCUCAAAUACCCACAAGUUUCACAAACCAUUCCCACGCUAGCCUCCUAACAGAUUUGUCCCAACGCUCCUACGAGCCCAUGUGUGUCGAUGAUUUCCAAGACGUGCCAAAGGCAACUGAAGUUUCAAACAGCAAACCUGAAGCUGGUGUUAGCAUCACGGCCGGUGCAACGACCGCCAAGGCUGGUUCAGCCGGGGAUGCAGGCCGUAGUCUAGUGUUAUUGACGGGAGAAAAUCUCAGUCCAGUUUCGCAAACCUUUUCUUUCCUCGAUUCAGUCCUCCAGACCCCUCAGUGCUCCACCCCCGAAUCCCAGACCACCACCCCGAUCACCAACACCCCCUACCUGGCUACAGCACCACUGACCAAGUCCACCCCGAAAGAAAUCGUCAUCCCCGCUUCAGACUCCUUUUCUGUUUCUAAGAACCUCCCACUCCUUACUCCUGCCUCCAAGACAUCCACCGUCCCGGCUGCAGUCGGAUCCGCCCUAAAUGUCAACGCCAAACCUUUUGUCCCGGCAGCCACUUCAGCCCUGCCCCUUGGUUCCGCUCCAGCCCCUCCCACUUCAUCAUCCAAUGCUCCCCUCACAAGUGUAGCCACUUGCCUUAGCUCAGCGCCGCCCAUCACCCCCAAGGCCCCUCCCUCUCUCCCUGCACACUCAGAGCACCAGGAGUCCUCGUCGCCACAGCUCCCCCCAUUGGAAGUGAAGUCUGACAACAAGGACAAGCAGGAGAAGAUGGAUCUCAUGUCCGGCAAGACGGAGAAGAUCGACGCCUUUGACAAGAAGGACAAAGACGAGCAGCAGCAGAAGAAAGACAACACAGUCGACAAGAACCAGAAGUCUGACAAGAUUCUCAAAGACGAGGAGAAGAUAGAGAAGAUGAACGUGGAGAAGAACACGGCCAACGAGAAGGCGGAGAAGGUGGACAAGCCCGAAAAAACCAACAAAGAUGAGAAGAAGGAGGAGGAGAAGAAGCCGGCUGAGAAGAUGGAGGAGAAGGGAGGGAAAGGCCCCGCCAAGCCGUUGACAGGCAAUGGCAGCAAAACUCUGCUGAGCCCUGACAGCAAGAGCAAGCCUGACACGGGUCCGGCCAAACCAAACUCCGCCAAACCCCGUCCAUCCACCCUCUCCACCAAUGGUGAGGCCACCACGACCAAACGCCCCUCCCCCGCCCCCACCUCAGCCAAUAAAAAAAGCCCUGUAUCCAAGCAGACCACACCCAAUGCUGCCAAGCGACCACCACUGGCAUCCGCCAAGACUCCAGAAAAUGGUUCGGCUGAGAAACGCCCACCUGUUCCAAAGGCCACACCCACACCACGUGCACCUGCCAAUAAGAACGGCUCCUCCGCGGCCACUGCGAGCAAAGCUGCCGCAAACAAGAAUGACAAGGCUGAGAGCAAGACGGGAGACGCCAAGAAACCCAAGACUCCAGCUCGUCCUCGCCCGGCCUCCUCCACCACUCCUGCCACUCCGACUCCCUCAACGAACGGGGACUCCAGCGCUCACCGCCGCCGCGUCAUCACCAAACCCCCGGUGCCAAAGCAGGUCCCGCUGGAGAAGAAGCCGCCGGUGCCGCGCACUAACCGGACCCCACGUCCCAUCAACGCCCCGACGCCAGACCUGAAGAACGUCCGCUCCAAGAUCGGGUCCAUAGACAACAUCAAGUAUCAGCCUGGGGGAGGAAAGGUUUCCUCCACCCAGAACAACAAGACAUCAGACCCCAGCAGCGCCACUGCCACUGCCGCCAAGGCCAAAGUUCAGAUAGUGCACAAAAAGCUGGACUUCAGCCAUAUCACGUCUCGCUGUGGCUCCAAAGACAAUAUCAAACACGUCCCCGGAGGUGGCAAUGUGCAGAUCCUGAGUAAGAAGGUUGACGUGAGCAAGGUCACCUCCAAAUGUGGCUCUAAGGACAACAUCAAAUACAAGCCGGGUGGUGGUGAUGUGAAGAUUGAGUCUCAUAAGCUCAACAUUAAGGCAAAGUCUAAGAUUGGAUCAAUGGACAAUGUGGGAGAGCAGACCAACGGACACAAGGAGGAGAAAGCAGAGGAGAAGACAUCUUCACCCCCAAGUGGCGCUCCAGCAACAGCACCAGCAGACGUUGCUAAGGCAACAGCACCUGCAGGUGUUGCUAAGGAGAACGGGGCAAAGGAGGCCAUGCCCACUCCUUUUGGGGGAGACGUACUGAGGGAGCCCCUAAGCAUAGACAAACGCAUCACUGAGACAAAUUGAGUCCCAGUGAACCUGUGGAUUCCGGUGGGACACGCAUUUGGCGUUUGUCGACCUGCCAAUCAACAGACCAACCAACCUACCACAGCGCAGUCACUUCCCUCUGGCCCCGCCCCCUCAUCUUUGCCCAGCACAGCAACAAACUGACCGAUCACCUCUCAGUGUUUUUCUGGGGUCCACCUGCCAGCUUCCCGCUCCCGACCUUGACCUCUCAAUAUCCCCAGGCUGACCUUUGGCCUUGCCUGUAACAGAGAUUCUGCCGGUUGUGCGUUUGGUGAGUGGGGCUUUCCACUCAACCGAUAAAAAAACAAACAAAAAAAACCACCUCCUAAGCAGUGAUUUAGAGGACUAAAUCUAACAACCCAAACGCAAUAAACCCACACAAUCGUAAUGAUGCAUUAACUAUUUUCAGCAUAGUUUUUCACAAAAUAUUUCCACGAAUGAGUCUAAUUUUUAUGUUUUAAACAUUUCUACAUGUGGCCCAAACACGAUUACAAAUCCACUUUACUCUUUCAACGUCAUUGUCCCUCCUCCAUUCCCAGUCCAUGCCCAUUUAGCUGUAGACCACACUAACCAGGCUGAGGCUUGCUGCCAGCCAGCAGCGGGGCAAAGACUGUCAAGUCUGCUUCAGAUCAACACAUUCCAGCCUCCCAGGCAGCCAGCAAUUAUCUAAAUCUACAGUAUCUACAGCACUGCACGAUGUCUCAUUAUAGAUCAAUUAGGUAUUAUCUCCCAAUACUUAUGUUGGUAUCAUUGCACCGGUUUUUCUCCUCUAGAUUAAUUGAAGUAAUGCUUGUUCAGAACAGAGAAGAUACGAUAUAGGGAUGUCGGGGUAUUUUUCCCAUGUUUCGUGAAAGGAUGUAUUCGGGUGCUGAGGAGGAAAAAGCUACAAAAGAUCUGAUGAUUUUGUGAUUAGUGCAGGAUAAUCAUGAGGGUGGGUUGGCAUGAAGGGAGAGGGCAUCAAUUACGUUUCUGGAGAGGCCUUGGCUCGAAAUGGACUUGGCAGUGAACACAGUAAUCGGAUACUGCAGCCAAAUAAUUUUUGCGAGGCUGAAAUGACAGUGUGAGAUGACAGCGUUUGACCUUGACGCGGUGAACACAGAUUCAAGCUGUGGGAGUGAUUCUAACACUUCAUCAUUAUAGUGUUAAAUCUUGGGAGUUAAACUGCGAGCUGCACCUUUUAGUCAAGAAUACGGGAGCCCUGAGGCACAGUAACAAAUUGUACUGUAUGUUGCACUUUUCUUGUUGAUGCACUAAUGUCACAAGCUGCUUUUUAAAGGUCUUUCCAAGGUAAAAAUGGCCAAAAGUUCUAGUAACUUAAAUUGGUAAUUAGUGGUUUGUGUCAUGUGGGCAAAAGAAGUAAAACGCAAAUAUAUUUUUGCGUUUUAUUUGAAUGAAACUUGACCCAUGAAUUUGUGCUGUUGACCGACGGCAAGCCUUUGAAACCACGCUGGCAUUUGAGGGAUGAGAAAGCUCAAGAGUCCAAUAUGAUGGAAGCUUUCAUAUCUUCUUACUUUUAUUCAUCCAUGUUCAUUCAAAUCUCCCAUUUCGCCAGGUAAAGUGAUUUUAAAGAAGGAAAAAAAGAGGUUAGCAGACACAAAAGCAGUGUUUCUUCUUUGUCCUGCUAGCACAUGUGCUAGCUAAUCCCACUAACAGCGAUGAAGCUGGCUAAAACAGAGAAGAUUCAGAGAGCUGCUGUGACUUGUCUCGCACUAGUUCAAUAUUAAUGAUUAGUUUGCCUGCUGCGGUAAAAGAUCACCAGGUAGUCCUGUGUGUAGCUAGUCCCUGUAUCUAUUGUUGGGCCACUUUCUGGUUGUGACAGGGCUUUAAUUCGUAAAGUAUUUUUAUUUUAUUCAUACAUCAGGGUAUCAGUCCAAACUACUGUGGAUGUCACUGUUCAGUUUGGCUCUAUUGAAAUAUAUUUAAACAACAAAAAACACCUUAUAUUAAAGCUGCUGUCAGUGAGGUCGUCUUUUGGCUAACUUCCUGUUCCUGUUAGCAUUCCCCCUCCCUCCUCCCAACGUCACUUGACAAACUUGGGUAUUGGGUAAAAUGUUCUGGGAUACUAGGAAAAAGUUUCACUUAGAUUUACUCUGCACUUACACCCUACUGUAUGUAUGGCUUCAUUGUUUGACAGCGGGCAUGUCUGACACUACGUGCUGGAGGAGGCUACCGCAAGUUAGCAGAGCAGCGUUAGCAUGGCUGAUUUCGUAGCAAGAGCUGCUAAUGUUGCUAAAGGAGUGUUUGUUUGCCAUUUUUUGGUGCAUUCUGUUUGACAAAAACACUGGCAACGGCGGGAACAGUCGUGUCCAAGAGCUAACUCGUGUCUGUGCUGGAGUAUUUGCAGUAUUGGAAAUACUGACAUUUCUCAACUUGUGCCACUUGCAGCGUUUCAGCUGACGCCUCCACUGUGUAUGUAGGAGUGUAGCGUUACUGUCAAGAGACCCAAGUUCAGUGACAGCUGUCUAAUUAACACAUGUUUUAACCAAAGGAUUUCGCUGUCAGCAGCUUUCAAAAAGUCUAACACUUACAAACCCGCCAGUGUUUAUCUCCAAACCAGUUAAUGCCACAAACGUCCGCUCUUUUUUAGUACGUCUGUUUUUGCCACAGCACAAUCACCCACCACAACACACAAAACACCGUUAAGUGUCUCCAACAGUGAUACAGUCACACCAAACCUGUUAUGAAUUUGUCCGUCCCACUCAUACACAUGAACUCCCCAGUGAGUGGAGGAGCCCCAGCAGUCACGCUGAGUUGUGUAGUAGUAUUUAUAGUCUUACAUACGGCUGAUAUGUAGACAGACGGACUGACCACAGUGUCCUCCACAUCCAGGUCAUUUUGUUGUGGGCUCAAGUCUUCGAACUCACUCUGUUAACUUUCUGUUCACACACACUCUCUCAGACACACCUUCACAAAAGUAAGCACAGAUCUAUACACAGACACUCUAUACCAGUACACUCAUUACGGCUGCCUAAACAAAGCGUUAUCCUGAACCUAAACCAUAACCUUAACCUGACCACUAUCCAUCUCACCCCCUAAACUUAACCAUGCUGCAUUAGGACCAGAUGUUUGUCUUCAUGAGGACUUCUGGCGCUGACAAGGUCAGUGUCUAUGCCAGAAAAGGUUCAUAAGAGGUAGCAAAUACACACACAAUUCUUGUACAGCACAUUCACAGCCCCUUAUCCUAACCCUUAACCUCACCCUAAAACCAAGUCUUACCCCUCGAAAAGCCCUUUAAAGUUAUGAGGAUCUGCUACAAUGUCCUCACAAAGAUAGGUUUGAAUCAGAAUUUGUCCUCACGGCCUCCUACAGACAUGUACACGCAUUAACAAGCACACACUACACAAAGCAGCAGCCUGUAAUAGAAGUGUUGUACUGCUUAUCUGUUAUAGAAUGAAAUCAACUCUUUCGUAUCGUGUGUUUCGGUGGUCGCCGCUGACGUUGUUAAAACAUCGAUGAGCUGUGUCGCUGUGUCGUUCCCGCCAUAGUCAUUGUCGGACACGUAGGCUCAUAGGCUUUGUUGCCGUCUGUCUCCUCCUCCUCCCCCCCAUGGUGUUUUACUCCAACAUUGUUGACAGCAAUACAGCGAUCAUAGUCGAGAACGUCUGACGCAUACUCGGGAGGGACGGACAGAGAACGAUCGCCGAGGUGUGAUGCGUUAGAAGAGCCACAAGUUCACUUGCAGGAAGAGCUGAAGUCGGAAUUUUUCUUUGCAGCUUGUAAAUGAUUUUACUUAUUUAUUGAGUAGGACUUAUUAAAUGCUACCACCACCAACUUAUACAUGUGAAGAAUUGAGAACUGCACAGCAGUGUCUAGUUAUUAAUCUCUUUGGCAUAAUACAGUAUUUCACCAUCGGUGUUGUGUACAUAAAUACCUGAAUGGACUUAAACAGCUUUGUCAAGUUUUGGUUUUGUUUGUUUGUAUGACGGGAUAUACAAAAGAAAACGUGUGAAAUAAAUAAUCUUCAGGAGGUAGCUGUGGGCAACUGGACUUGCGUCAAGCAACAACUGAAGAUGUCGAAAGUUCCAAAUGUGAUGAAUGCAGCAGUAUUUCUGUCCUGCCAGGAAGCUCUUUCAUUUGAAUGAUUCAAAAUGCUUGCGAAAUUAAUAGUUAAUGGGGGAAAUUACUUUGUAGAAGUAGGGAAUGUUAUUUUUGCUUAUUUCUUUCACUUGUUAAACGUCUAAAAUGACUUGGCAGAAAUGGAGAGAAGGUGUGAUUCUAAAGUCUGUUCGUAUUAUUUCAGGAAAUCACCUUGUUUUGGAACUUAAUAAGAUUCUAUGAAAAUGACACUGUGAUGUGACUUUGAUUUACAGACCAGAAGCGUUGUGAUGUGUGACAUUGGUAGAAAAAAACAAAAAGAAAGAAAAAAAGAAAAAGAAGAGUCAAAGCAGCCAUCUACUCACCGCAAUUCUAUGCAUUAUGAUGGUCUCCAUUGAUACUAUGAAGGAUUUGGUGACACGUUUGUGACGUGUCUCCUUACUUGUCAGAUGUGUGAAGUGUUGCAACUGCAUCCAUCCUGUAGAGGGCACUGCUUAGCCUCUGGAACACUGAUAGUCUGGCUCCGACUGACACCUAUCCAAUCGACAAAAGCAGAUCGAGGAAACCUUAUAUCAACAUCUGUUGCGUUACACACUGUUCUCAUUCAAACUAGCUUUGGUGGCCACGUUAUAUUAUUGUGUCUGGAACUUUACAGCUAUUUAAACUAUAUGGAUGUACAGCCCCCCCCCCAAGUCCUGUGUGCACUUUGAAUACAGUCCCGACACACUUCCGUGAUAUAAGAGUUGCUCAUAUUUAAUAUUGUCCUGCUCCUUGAAGUUGUUCUCAUGAGUUGCCUAACAGUGAAACAUUGCAGUUAAGCGAUGUGAGUGCGUGAGUCAUGUGAAAAAUGUCCAUGUGAAUCGUCAAGAGUAGAGGAACAAAAGGGAUGGAAGGUAUUCAGUAGAUGAUAGGCAGUGGUUUGUAUUCAUAGAAAUAGGACGUUCGUGGGUUUCAGUGGUACUUCGGUUCAUGGUGUUGUGCUGCUGGUAUUAAUGGUUCAACACUGAAGUCUCCAUUGACUGGUUUUUGAUAUUCGGUCCAAGCUGUUGGAGUUCCAGAACAUUUCAUUAGUGGCACAUGUCACGACCUGAUUAUAUAAUAAUUCCUGCUUUAAUGGUAAGAUUUAAUAUCAUUAGGUUUAAGAUGAGAUUCAUGCUUUUGGAUUCAGUAGUAACCAGAAGUAGGCAUAAAGUCAAAAUGAAACAACCUGAUUUACUCAGAUAAACAUUUCGCCAAAAGUCUUGAUUCCCCAGUUUUUACCACAAAUACCACCCUUCCACUAGUACGUCACACUGACCCUUGUUUACAAGCAAAUUUAGCGUCAAACUUAAUGUGAAUAAUAAUAAUUCCAGAACCAUUGUAGUUACGACAAUGUUUUGUCAUUCCAGAAGUAACCUGAAUAAAUGAAAAUCAAACAAAAAAGAGAAGGAAAAAAACGUACUUCCUAACAGGGUGGAUACUGACAAAUGAGCUUAAACCUGUAAUCUUUAAGGUUAUUAAUAAUAAUGAUAAUAACAAUAAUAGUAAUAAUGAUAAUGGUAUUGUUAUAACGUUUUAUUUUUUCGGUCUGCCUUUUAUUUCUGCUACGAAAAAGGGCUGCUGAAGCUUCAAGAAUGUUUGAAAAAAAAAUGUAUCAAAGAUGCAAGAUUAUGAAAUCAUGGAUGAGGUCUGUCUCUGUUCUGUUAUAUGUAAUGCUUUUUACCAGAUUCAUAGUGCUGGGUAGAGAGGGAGUUUGUGUGUGGUGUUGGUGUGAUGUGUACGAGAGCUGAGAGUGGACACACACCAGCAGCCCCGUUUUCUUCUGCCCACCACCAUCCCAGUUAGAUUAAAACAGUAACAGGACUUAGUCUUUUGGCAUGUGGUGUAAAGUAAUGUUCUGUAUUAGACCGCUCCUAUGUAGACAUCUCGACCUACCUACCAACACAGGACUGAAGCACUGUAAAGGGGACGUUUUGGACCAAAUUAUCUCCUAAAAAGGUCAAUUUAUUGUUUAAUUGUGGACCAAAAUUAAAUUUUGAGCAUAUUUGUAUUUUGAGUUUGACCUGUCAAGCUAAUCCUAGUUAAAAAUGAUAAUAAAAUGAAUGAAGGAUAGUGUUGGUAGAUAUGUACUUGGAGCCCCUUAGUGUGUCCCACACCUACAGCAGUUUGUCAGCAUCACAGCAUUGAAAAGUAGAUUUCUCUGUUUGCAGCUAAGACCAGUGAAAUCGACAUUCCAAAAAAGAAAAUAAUCUAGAGCUUUGUUUAAACUGUAUUGAACUGUCACAGUAUUAUUAUUAUUUGUAUCUUUGUAUCUGUGCUUGUUUCAGCUACAUUUUACAAAUCUGACACAUUACAAAUUGAGAGUAAUCUACUCCUCAGUCCUGUGUACUGGAGUGGAUCCACUGUAGUGUGAUGUAUUGUAACCGUAGGGCACAACACCAUAGCCAGAGCAUGCAGACGACAACAAACAAACAAGCAAACUGCUGAUUGUUAGAAGCAUUUGUCCUGUUAGAUAGAGCUGAUCUCUCCCUGCAAUUCUGAAUAUUUGGUAUGAAAGAGAUGUUCCUUGUGAUUAAUUGUUAACCUGUGAUGUGAAUAUUAAUCAUGAAAUAAAUAAAAAAAAAAGAUGAGCAAAAGAUCAGGUAAUGUCA